AUGCAAUCAUUAUUUAGUAACUUGCCAGGUCCAAGCACCAACAUCAAAACAAGACAUUUAAUUGAAAUCAAAGCUGGAAAAAUGAAUUUACAAAACAAGAUGGUAUAUCCAGAUAAUCGUAAAGGUCUACUGUACCUUUACCAAAGUGAAGACUCUCUGAUGCAUUUCUGCUGGAGGGAUCGCACAAAUGGAAAAGUUGAGGAAGAUUUGAUAAUUUUCCCUGACGAUUGCGACUUUAAAAGGGUCCCUCAAUGCACAACAGGGCGUGUCUAUUUGUUGAAGUUUAGGUCCUCGGAUAGGAAAUAUUUUUUUUGGAUACAAGAGCCGAAGGAAGAUAAGGAUGAUGAAAACUGCAGGAAAAUAAAUGAAAUACUCAAUAAUCCUUUGAACACAGUGACUUUAUACGAAAAUACUAAAUGA
Messenger RNA from Brassicogethes aeneus, 420 nucleotides. NCBI's taxonomy places the organism in Eukaryota, Metazoa, Arthropoda, Insecta, Coleoptera, Nitidulidae. The record is from the annotation of a GenBank genome assembly.